UCUAUUCACUUCCAUUUCCCUUUCUUCCUCACUCAAAGAAAAAAGCUUGGUUUUUUCAAAUCUCAAUCACUCAAUCUCUUCGUUCUUCACAGCAAUGAGACAUCAAUGGCGUCUCCUCCACCUUCUUCUCCGCGCUCACAACCGCACUCCCAACCACACUCGCCACCUCCACCAACUCCGCACCCUCUCUUCCCUCCCUCACCGUCCCACCCCCAAUUUCACAUUCCCUGCAAACCCUAGCCUCCGCCACUUCUCCUCCGACCCCGUUCUCGAACAACCCGAUCCCGAUCACGCCAUCAUCGCCGACUUGUUCUCCAAGCCCGCCGCCGAUCCCUCCGUCGUCAAGAGCCAGCUCGAUUCGAAUCGCGUCUCGAUCAACCACGAUGCGGUUAUUGCCGAAUUGUUGAAGCUCAAAUCGAGCCCUGAAGUUGCUCAGAGAUUCUUCCGGUGGGUCCUCGAGACUCACCCUGAGAUGCUGAGCUCCAAAUCGUAUAAUGCGAUGUUGCGCGCUUUGGGUGCCAAUGGUUUGGUUGAUGAGUUUUGGGAAAUGGUCAGUGUGAUGAAGAGAAAGGGUUACGGUGUUUCGAGGGGUGUUAAAGAGAGGGCUUUGGAGUGUUUUGAGAAGAAUGGGUUGGAGGGUGAUGUUGUGAGGUUGAAGGCUUUGUUUGAUAAGAACAACUGUAAUUCGGUUGAGAAGGAUUGUGCUAGAGUGUGUAGGAUAGUGAGGAAUAAUGUGUGGGGUGAUGAUGUUGAGAGGGAAAUUAAGGACUUGAAUGUUGGGUUUUCGAGUGAAGUGGUUAAGCUGGUUUUGGAGAGUUUAGGUUCUGAGCCGAGUAAGGCGUUGAUAUUUUUCAGGUGGGUGGAGGAGAGUGGGUUGUGUAAGCAUGAUGGAUGCACGUAUAAUGCGAUGGCGAGGGUGAUAGGAAGGGAGGACACGAUUGAUCGGUUUUGGAAGCUUGUUGGUGACAUGAGGGGUGCUGGGUUUGAGAUGGAGAUUGAGACCUUUGUUAAGGUGUUGGGGCGGUUUUGUAAGAGGAGGAUGAUAAAGGAUGCUGUUGAGCUUUAUGAAUUCGCUAUGGCUGGUGCGGAUAAGCCUACGCCGCAGUGCUGCACCUUUCUGUUGAAGAAGGUUGUUACUUGUAAGGAGUUGGAUAUGGAUUUGUUUUCAAGGGUUGUGAAGGUUUUUAGUGGAAGUGGGAAUGCGAUACCCAAUUCCAUGGUGGAUGCGGUCCUGAAGUCUCUUACCAGUGUUGGCAGGAUUGGAGAGUGGAAUAAGGUUUUGAAAGAAAUGGAAGAUUGUGGGUAUGUUGCUAGUGCUAAUUGGCAGAGUGAAAUUGCAUUUCGACUUGGUGCUGUGGGUGAAAAGGAACAAGCUAAUGAGUUUGUGAAUAGGAUUGAAGCAGCUGGGUCUGAUUCAGAUCAGGAGAUUUGGGAUUCUUUAGUUGUUGGGCACUGCGUAGCUGGUAACCUUGAUAAAGCUUUGGAUUCGUUUAAAGAGAUGGUUAAGAAAGAGGGGAUCUCAUAUGCAGGCGCUUUUGAUUCGUUAAUAAGUUCAUAUUGCAAUAUGAAUAGGGCAAUAGAUGCAUACAAGAUUCUUUGUGAAUUGGUGAAGGAAAAGGAGUUAAAGCCCAGGCAUGAUACCUACAAGUUGCUGGUAUCUAAGUUAUUGGCUCAGGGAGGAUUCACAGAUGCUCUAAAUGUUUUUGGUUUAAUGAAAACCCAUGGGUUCCCUCCUUUUAUUGAUCCAUUCAUUAGACACAUAUCAAAGCGUGGAAGUGGUGAUGAUGCUGUUCAGUUUCUCAGUGCCAUGACUUAUAAGAAGUUUCCAUCUACAUCUGUGUACCUCAGAAUGUUCGAGGCCUUCUUCAAGAAGAGAAGGCCUGAGGAAGCACAGAACUUCCUCUCCAAAUGUCCACGCUACAUCCGUAACCACGCAGAUGUUUUGAAUCUCUUUUGUUCCAUGAACUCUAAAGAAGCUUCUUCUUCUUCUGGUAUGUUGGCUGCUUAAGUUUUCAGAAUAUAUCUCAUGUUGUACUCUUCAGAAGAAUGUGCAAUUGCAUAUGUUGAGAAUUUUUUGUGAGAACUUAUUCUUUAUCCUUGAUCUAAAUGAUUUGAUCUAAUAAGUUGAAUCUACCUUUGAAUAAAGCCAAAGAAUACAAACAUGCAAUUUGUUGUUCACACCACAUGUACUUUGCUAAUACAAAACGUGUACUGUUAUAUGUCAAAACUUGCACAAAUGCCUUCAGUUUAUUAUGCAAACUUCAUUUCUCUUGGACUAGACAAAUUUCGGACGGAUACUAAAAGUGUGUUUGUAUAUGCGAUGUCUCUGUGAUUUGGAUUAUGUGUCACCACAAAUCUAAAUACUGAAUGCAUGUUUCGAUGUGUGUUGGGCACACACACUCGGAUGCACAUGCACGUUAGUGGAGAAGCUUCAUAUUGUAGCUUAUGGAUUAAUUUGAUUGAGGUCUAAACUGAAUUUCAAAUGUACAACCAAACAUGCACUUGGUUAUUCAAUACGUUCUUGUUGAAUUUUGUUAGUUUUUAAUAUGCUUGGUUUACUGUGUUUCUUGAGCAUUUUACAUGGAUAGUUGGAUACAUGAGACCCCUAACAGUUUAAGAAUUGUUUGAACCAAGACAGUUGAUUUUA
Messenger RNA from Lotus japonicus, 2647 nucleotides. RefSeq names its product pentatricopeptide repeat-containing protein At3g02490, mitochondrial-like. Gene Ontology annotation, molecular function: protein binding. Gene Ontology annotation, biological process: RNA splicing. The transcript has a single exon. The coding region runs from base 95 to 2008 and encodes 637 amino acids. The record is from RefSeq and is a predicted model, not a curated record. Lineage: Eukaryota; Viridiplantae; Streptophyta; Magnoliopsida; Fabales; Fabaceae.